This is a messenger RNA of Rhizoctonia solani, 546 nucleotides long. RefSeq names its product Transposase family Tnp2 protein. Bases 1 to 546 code for a protein of 181 amino acids. The transcript is spliced from 3 exons. The record is from RefSeq and is a predicted model, not a curated record. Lineage: Eukaryota; Fungi; Basidiomycota; Agaricomycetes; Cantharellales; Ceratobasidiaceae.
AUGCCAUGUAAUUGGCAGGAAAUAUGUCCUUGUUGCCAAAAAGCACUUCACUACAGAACAGUAAGACAACACCUCAAGAAAACAGGCACUAGACAACCUGAAAGGGCAAGUCAGAGAAACUUGGAUAAUGGCAACCCAUGUAACUCAAACAUUGACCUUUCUACCAUAAUCUCACAACUGGAUGAACUGGAUGUUGGGGCAGACAAGGGUGCCAACAGAGGUGCCUUUUUAGAUUCAGUCAACCUGGCUUGGAAUGACAAUGUCAGAUCCAGAGGAGUUUCAAACCCCCAUGAGAUUUUGAAUAACCCUGCUCCAAUUUGCCAAAACCCACCGGUUACAAUUGAAGACUGGCCUGAGCCAGGGGAUGAAGACCCCAACAACUCUGAAAUUGACCAAGCUAUUCCAGAGGACUCUCCCAACCAAGGUCCCAAUUUUGUUGAACAAUGCAAGCCUCAAAACCUUGACCCUGAUUUUGAAGGGGAAUUCACUGACCAGGAACUAUGCAAUCUGAUGGAAUUGAAUGGAACUUUUGACAAAGGGGAAUGA